This is a messenger RNA of Drosophila arizonae, 3229 nucleotides long. RefSeq lists its product as uncharacterized. NCBI's taxonomy places the organism in Eukaryota, Metazoa, Arthropoda, Insecta, Diptera, Drosophilidae. The record is from RefSeq and is a predicted model, not a curated record.
CGCACACUUUUAAAUAAAAAAAAAUGGCUAACUGUACUUUUGGCUUUAAUGCAGUGCUGACUAGCAUUGAGUUAAAUAAUCCAGAUUUUCAGGAUCUGCAAAAAGUACAAGUUGAGGUCAAUUUUUGUAAUGCUUUUAUAACAAUAAGACAAAGUGGCUUCAAUGUGCCCGAGCUCAUGCCCGAGUAUAGCACGGAUGUCAUCAUAGACCCGACCGUUCUCCGCCAGACUAUCGAGGAAUGCGGAGUACCCAUAUCAGUAAGGUAUGAAGACUUUCUAGUUGGUAUGGGAGCUGUUCGCUUUCGUCCAGAAGACUUGGAGGGGAUAGGGGACAGCAUGAAGCAAUUGGUCCUCACAGAGUCCUGUACGGUUGAUCGCGACGGCAAAGUUGUUGGCAGAGUAGAAAUGCUAUGCUCUCUGCAGCUGAAAUGUGUCGACGAGGAAAAGGGGAAGGAGAGCACGUGCCAGCUCUUCAAGGACAAAAGUAUCAACGAAAAGGAUAUCCUAUUUAUUAUGAGCGAGUCCCAGCAGUGCACCGAUCCCUGCCUAGGUGCAUUAGACAGCGUUGAGGACUCUGAAUAUCUCAAAUUUGGCACUCAAAGUUUCGCAAACGAGAAUAUUAAAUGCAAGCCACCUGCACCUAGGUUUCUUCAUAAUCCAGUUGGCAAUGCUAUCUGUUGUGAAGUGAAGGAAAUGGCUCAGGACUGUAACGAUACUGUUGACGCAAUUACGAUCAGCUUGGAUCAUAACAAGAAAUUAAGACCGCCUUGCCGAGGGCCCCCUGACCCACUCGGCCAUCCUUGCACUUUGAAUAUGCACUACAAUUCCUGUAGAAUGCCUCUCGAGGAGAGUAAUCUUCGGCUUCCAUGUUUCACGCGCAUACCACCGCUAGAUCCGGAAGAAUACAACACACUAAGUGAAAGGAAAAAUGACCUUCUGAAGGAAAAACGUUUCUGUCCCAUUUGCCUCACCAAUUUGACGUGGCUUCCCAUAUUGGCUGCCUGUCCUAAGUGCGGCCUAAAGCCGAUGCUAUUGCCUCAAAAACCCAAUAUAAAAGUACCCGAUGACGAUCUGAUUUAUAGUAAUCUAAUUAUACCACCAGAAGAUACGCCACCAGAUGAGGUGAAGCCGAGGAAAUGUCGGUGCACUUGCAGGGCCGGCAAAUUGUGCCCCUUUUGUCGAGUUCGCGAAAAGGUGGCCGACUUUUAUGACAUUGAGAAGCCACCUAGGGAGUCUCUUGUAUACGAGGACUCCGACCAGGAAACGUCUGAGGUGGGCGUCAAAGAAACAGACUCUCGUCCAUUUCUAUCGCGCGUAUUCUCCGAAAUACGCGACUUAAAUAAUAUCAAGGAUAUCAAACCUUUCGACGUGCUGCAGAAGGAGUGCGCAAGGAAAGAGAAAGCGGAAAGAAUGCAAGCCGGGCGACUGCAAGCUGGUACCUGUGGAAAGGAUGAGAAGAAGCCAGCAGCCGCUCCCAGCGAGCGUAAAGCUCCGAUCAAACGCAGAUCCUCCAAACCCCAUCGAAGAAUUUCGCCCUCCCACAAGAAAUGCGCGAACCGCGUGCCCUCUAUUCCGGCGAAUCACGGCUGGAACUGGUACGCCAGCGAGGAGGCACUCAAGCAUGGCUGGCAGCCAGGACUCGUGCGCAAGCCGAUUAAAAGAAUUAUGAAAUUCUUCUUGCAGGGCUCACCUGAGAAAUUGGCAGCUGAGAAGUGCAAGGAACUAAUGGAGCUAGAGAAGAAAGACAAGCCGCCCAUCCUCAAUUUGCGCAAGAAGAACGGCGAAAUCUUCAUCACUUUGCGCGCCCUCGAUAAUCCGAAUGUGACCAUGAAGCCGAUUGUCUUCAAGGUGGUCAAAAGUGAUCUGGGCGUGGCUCUAAGUCAGAUCAAGAAGAAGUUCAAAGCGAAGGGAUUCCGCAAGUGCACCUGUCACAAGCCCUUGAUGAUGUGCGUAUGCCGUGAUAUCUUCGAGAAGAAGUGCCUGGAGGCCGCGCUGCAGAAGGAGUGCAAGCGUCGGCAUAUGGAAAGCUGUGUCGCUCAGUUGGUGCUGACAGACACCAGCGACAGUGAGAUGGAAUUCGACUUUGAUGUGUCACCGCCAGCGGCAUCGCCGCAGAAAUACGUCAAGCCCAAGACGCAUAACCAUGAAACGCAGACGGCCGCGGCUGACUUGAAAGUAACUCCGAAAUAUCCAACUGUGAUCCAUCCCUAUUGGCGAGUCUACGACUGUGCUGCAGGCGAUCGGUACACCGGCACAGCAUUUGGCAAGCCUGGUGAGCCUGUGUUUGAGGAUGGCCUUUUUGGCCACGGAGGCGGUGGACCACACGGGGCCUCUGCGGCUCCGGGUGGAAGACCGAAGCCACCCGGCAUAUGGGGCUCCGGCCACGGCGGGCCCAUGCGUGGUGGCGCCGGUGGUGGUAGAGGUGGUGGCGGAAGAGGCGGUGCUGGCGGUGGCAUGGGUGGAGGCCCUGGCGGCGCUGGUGGAAUGGGAGCACUAUUCGACAAAUCAUUCCCCGGCCUUAAGAAGAAGGGAACUGGGAAGUCCGCACCCAUCCCUGUUCGCAUGCGUGAUAAAGAUAUUAAAGCAGUUAAAGAUGCUAAGCAAGCGGCUAAGGAUGCGAUUAAAAAUGAGAUUGCACGGAAAAAGAAGGGUAUCGAUCUUAUUCAGUAUUUGAGAGAAGAUGGCGCCCUGCCUAAGCCUUGGGAUCCAAACAAUCCUCAGCCAAAGAACCCGAAGCCGAUCCCGCCCGUCGUGGCACCCGAUGGACUCACUUACGAGGAACACAAGAAGCAGCUCAUGAACUCGAUGAUUAUGCCGCCGCUCGAGACAAUGCCGCGGCUGGGCAGAGGCUACGACCCCUGCCAGUACUACAAUUCCUGUAUGACCCCGUGCUGCUAUCCGUGCUGCUACUGCCCGUAUUAGAGCUAAUCAAGAUGAGAAACUAACGCACGUCCCCAUCAGCAACACCAACCAUACAUUUGCGGCUUAUUUGUAUUCAGCGCCGAUUUAUGUAAGCAGUUUAAGCCUCAUUUGGUGCAGCUAUAACUGCACUACAUGGGGACGUCACACACUCGCCCUGCAUAUGGUGCAUCAGCUGGAAGUGUAUCUAAAGACGGUGUGUCUGGAAAUGGGGACGAGGCCCUCAAUACAACAGUUAGCCCUCCAUGUGAUGAGCCAAAUUCGUUGAUCUCGACGUCCAUGUCCUCCUUGCCUAUUUGGCAAUAUUUCAU